CGCUCGGUGCCUGCCGCCGGGUGGUGCCCGCGGGGGGUUCGGUGAGGGGCCCUGGGCGGUGGGGUUCAGAAUCCGGGCAUAAUGUGGAGCGCAGGAGGCUCCCGCUGAGCACCAGGCAGCGCUGCUGUGCUGGGAGGUGCCUGAGCGCUGGCACAGGCUGCCCAGAGAGGCCGUGGGGUCUCCUCCUGGGGGAUCCUCAGAACCCACCUGGACGUGGCCCUGGGCAGCCCGCUCUGGGUGUCCCUGCUUGGGCAGGGGCUGGGGCAGGUGGGCUCCUGAGAGCCUGCCAGCCUCAGCCGUGCCGGCCUUACAUUAUCCGUUAGUCUGAGACCCUUCAGAAGCCCAGAAAAUAGCAAGAUUUAACGUACGAUUAGAUUUUUAGAUGUGGAAGAAUAUUACUGUAGUCAUUGGUAACGAAGAAAAAGCAUCUUCCUCUAGGUACCGCUGCCCGCAGCAUCUGGUGUGCCCGCGCCAGGUGCGGUAGGGUUCCCUAGAACUGCCUGAGUGCUGUGGAGACAGUUCGGUACACAGCAACAGUAGGUGGAAAAACUAAAACACCCGUUAUACUUGAAAAUAUAUUCAAAACCGCAUAUUUUUGGCAUCAUCUGAAGUUUCUUUCCACUUAGUUUAAAAUAGACCAAAUAAACAGAAGAGAUUAGGACAAGUAUAUUGCUAAGGCUAAGCAUGUUACCAUCUGUGCGUGUAUCAGUGAGCAGCACAACUGAUGCAUCAGCGUAUGCGCUCAGCUGCGUAAUUGUGAGGAUGGAAAGCUAUUUCUGUUCGGGUUACAAUGACUGCACCAAAUAAAGCAUUGGAGCUACAGCUGCAGAUAAAGCAAAAUGCCGAAGAGCUGCAGGAUUUUGUGAGAGAAUUGGAGAGUUGGGAAAGGGAUAUUAAGGAAGUUGAUUCUGAAUUAAGGAAACAAAGUGGUGUUCCAGAAGAGAAUUUACCACCAAUUCGAAACAAGGCUUUCAAGAAAAAGAAGAAGAGCAAAAGUAAAAUCCCAUCAAAGACAACCACUGAGGAAAACAAGAAAAACAAAAUCAAGUCUUAUGAUUAUGAAGCAUGGGGAAAACUUGACGUGGAUAAAAUACUGGAAGAACUUGAUAAAGAUGACAGUACUCAUGAUUCUGUGUCUCCAGAAUCAGACUCUGAAGAAGACGGAAUUCGUAUAGAUGCAGAAAAGGCUCUUGCAGAGAAGGAAAAGGGUAACAACUACUUUAAACAAGGAAACUUUGAUGAAGCUAUAAAAUGCUACACUAGAGGGAUGCAUUACGAUCCGUACAAUCCAGUAUUGCCCACAAACAGAGCAUCUGCUUUUUAUAGAAUGAAAAAGUUUUCUGUUGCAGAAUCUGAUUGUAAUUUAGCACUUGCUUUAGAUAAAAAUUACAUAAAGGCUUAUUCCAGAAGAGGGGCUGCUCGCUUUGCUUUGAAAAAUCUUCAAGGUGCUAAAGAAGAUUAUGAAAAAGUUUUAGAGUUGGAUGCGAACAACUUUGAAGCAAAAAAUGAACUGAAGAAAAUUAAUCAGGCUCUAUCAUCAAAAGAAAGCUCAGGACAGGAGGAGUUUGAAGAUGUAGUUAAACCAGAAUUAACAGACAAAGAGAAGAGGUGCAUUGAAGACGAGCAACUCAAGCAGAAGGCUGUUACAGAAAAAGAUCUCGGUAAUGGUUAUUUCAAAGAAGGGAAGUAUGAGGCUGCAAUAGAAUGUUAUACACGUGGUAUAGCAGCAGAUGGCACCAAUGCACUUCUGCCAGCAAACAGAGCCAUGGCCUAUCUCAAGAUUCAAAAAUAUGAAGAGGCAGAAAAUGACUGUACGCAAGCUCUGCUGUUAGAUGCCUCCUAUUCUAAAGCUUUUGCCAGAAGAGGGGCUGCAAGAGUUGCUCUUGGAAAGCUAAAAGAAGCUAUGCAAGAUUUUGAAGCUGUUUUGAAGCUGGAACCUGGAAAUAAACAAGCAAUAAAUGAACUCACUAAAAUAAGAAAUGAAUUAGCUGAGAAAGAACAGUUAGCUCAAGAAUAUAAAGAAUAUCCUGCAGUAUUGAUAAAAGAAGCAGAAAUAAAGAAUAUAGUGAAACUCAUUGAUGAUCCAUCACUCCUGAAAUCAACAAAGCCUUUGCGAACAAUACCCAUUGAAGAAGUUGAUGACGACAUGCCAAAUAGCGAUUUCCCCAGCGCUACUUCUUUCGUUAAUAACUGUACAAAUUUGACAAGUAUUGAAGCAACAGAGAAUCUGGAUCAGGAUGAUCACUUAACUACAAUGGACAUUCCAAAAGCAAAGCAAUUGAAAAUAGAAGAAAUCACUGAUACAUCACCAUUAAAGCUUCCUGCUAGUGUGAAAGGAAUUCCAUCAGUGUUGCAUCCAUCUUUCACUAUGAACAAGCAGGCAGAAAAAGAAAUGAAAACAUCAUAUAGAUCUGCUUCUCCAGUCCCUGCCGUUCCUGCAAACUCUUUCCAGCUUGAAUCUGAUUUCAGGAAGCUGAAAGACUGCCCAGAAAAACUGUAUUUGUACCUGAAGCAAAUAGAGCCUUCGUUUUAUCCGAAACUGUUCCAGAAAUCCUUAGAUCCAGACUUGUUUAACCAGAUACUGAAAAUUCUGCAUGACUUCUACAUUACGAAAGAGGAGCCAUCACUCAUCCUUGAAGUCCUCCAGAGGCUAUCUGAAUUAAAAAGAUUUGAUAUGGCAGUAAUGUUUAUGUCAGGCUCAGAGAAAAAAAUUACACAGGUAUUGUUCAGUCAUGUGAAACAUAUGGGAUUGAAAGAUACUCAGGUUGAAGAAUUGGAGAAGAAGUACGGCAUUUUCUCUUAGUGAGUUCACUGCCAUUACGCAUGUAAAUUGCUCUGUUUCCACAUUUGCGUCAUGUGGAAAUCAGCUGAAGAGGCCUAUAAGGACUGGAGUUCUGUUGCUUUUGUAUAAGUGAUGAAAUUCUUAAACUUGAUUCACCGAAUGACAAGUAGCUGGAGAAAGAAUGACUGGGUUCUGCUGGCAUGUUUGCUUUCCAGCACCUGAAACAAUACAGAUCUACAUACUUCAGUGGAAUCAGUUUGCCUAAAAAACAAUUGGAUGGAUUGGCAUUCAGGAUUACGACUACAGAUGGAGAUCUCUAUUAGAAAGAAAAAGUAUAUUUAUAAACAUCUUUUUUUGGUAAGAAUCAAAUGGUGUAUAUUACAAACUUGCAUGUUUUGUUUUGUUUUUUUGUUUUUUAGAAAAUAAACUUUGAGUUGAAAAUACCAAAUAUAUCAGUUUUUUUAACUCCAGUGCCUAAAUCACUCUUCUCUAAGACAGACCAUGCCAUAACGUAUAAUAUGCAAAGAGAACCUGAGUUACAAUGAACAAAAAAAUCCAGAAUUCCUUUACUUCAGCUUAUCCAAAAGCAUUAACAGCUGAGAUGUUCCUGUAAACCUCAACUGUAACUGCAGAAUAGAAGAAAGUCAAAUACUAUGAAAUUAAAAAGUAUAGAGAAAACCA
This is a messenger RNA of Cygnus olor (mute swan), 3463 nucleotides long. RefSeq names its product RNA polymerase II associated protein 3 (gene RPAP3). The transcript is spliced from 17 exons. Gene Ontology annotation, molecular function: protein binding. The record is from RefSeq and is a predicted model, not a curated record. Bases 791 to 2803 code for a protein of 670 amino acids. NCBI's taxonomy places the organism in Eukaryota, Metazoa, Chordata, Aves, Anseriformes, Anatidae.